AGGAUGUGAACUCUACCAGGAUGAUGAGUCGAACAGCCAAGAAGUCACGUGAAUACUCUUGAGAAUACAAUGCUUAAAUUCUGUGAAUUUCCCAACAUAAAUGGGCUUGUAUCCCUGUGUACAGGAGAACUGGUGUCGGUUGUGAGUAACAUCUACCUGGUGGUUCUGACAUUUACUGCUAUUAUUCUCGUUCGAACUCAGAAGAAAUGCAACAACAGAAAAUGGUCCUGCCAUACUCUAAUCUGGGUGCUAAUGAUACUGAAUUGUAUUAGUAUACUACUAUACUCAACAGCAUGGCUAAUCAUCGCUAAAACAGAGGCUAUUGUCGUUUACCAAGUCCUCAACAUAUUGGCUUUCCUGUGCUUGCCAUUAUCAUUUAACAUCUUUGAACAGAGAUUCCAUCCGAAAUUCAACAUAGCCCUAACUGCGUACUGUCUACUAAGUGGAAUAUCUAAGAUGCUGAUUGUUACCUCCUUCUCCCGCUCCUUGGUCACAUGGUCCUGGGUUUCAGGGGUUGACGUGCGCUUUGUGUGCGCUGUCGUUCAAGCUACUGUCCUACUUUUCCUUACUUUCAUCACUUUCUAUAACUUCUGGAUGCACUUGAGGAAUGAUUUCUCUGAGAUCCCCAGUGAUGACACAACAAGGAGACCACUGCGCAGUCUCUCCAGAGCGCUCUAUUUGUGGUGCUGGGAGUUAUUGGUAAAAGCAAGGAGCAAAACUCUGCAACUCAGUGAUUGCUUCCUCUUGCCAGAUGAAGACUGUGCUGAUUUCGAGAAAACAGCGUCUUCUCUAUUCAUGCUGGUCCUUAAAGAACACGCCAAGCAACUCCUUCUUAGUGGUAUGAUGUACUUGGUAUCUCUGGCAUUAGAGUUUGUGCCUAUAUACAUCACCUUCUGUAUUCUCAGUAACUUUGCCUCCCCAAACAUCACUGAUACUAACCAGGCACUGUUCAGUAUAAAGGAUGUAUCUCAUAAUAACUACUGUCUGAUAGUCCUCCUAUUUAUAAGCGAGACAGUAAAGUGUGUCCUACACCAAUCUCACAGCUUCAUGGCUGCAGAGAUGGCUGCAAAAACACAGAAAUCUGUGCAGGGUUUGUUGUACUCUAAGCUAGUUAGGGUAGCACAAUGGGAGCUGAAUGAUGGUCUGGUCGAUGUCGUUACUCUACAAGUAGAUCACGUGACAACAGGUUUACAGAUGAUCCAUAACGUUUGGAAAAUUCCCCUGCAGUUUACAUUAUGUCUUAUUUUUAUGGAGAUGCUCAUUGGCUUAAGCGCGCUACUGCCAAUAGUUGUGCUGAUCCUCUGUUUAUUAUUCACCUCCUGGCUACUUCACAAGCGGUCCUUCCUGGAAUCUAAACUUCAAGCCUCAAAACAGUCAUGGUACUACUUAGUCCAAGAAUUUAUCGAGCAUAUUUGGAUCCUGAAGAUAAGAAAUAUUCACACGCUCUUCAAGAAAAAGAUUCUAGAAGAGACGAGUAAGAUCCCAGAGAGAAAGGUAACAGUACUGUUUGCUCUGAUUCAGAUUGUAAAACACGGACUACCAUCUCUACUUCUCAUUCUAAUGUUCCUCCUAUUUUACCUUGUUGACGGAGAUAGACCACUCACAGUUCCAGCAGGUGUGGGCGCGGUACUGCUGUUGAACAUGGUUAGGAUCCAGCUCAGCACAGCACAGACCUUCUGUAAACAGAUUCUUCUCAUGGCUGAGGCGCUUGCAGACAUUUCCAAUACUCUCGCAAAGGACGAAAUCGAACUACCGAAUUCGAAUAUCUACCAAGACGUAGAACUAGUGGGUGAAGCUUCGACCUCAGCUCAAGAAGAGGAAACAGUAGCUAAGAUAUCUAAUGGUACCUUCACGUGGGGAACUGAGCGCAUGUCACCUAAAGUUCUGAGUGAUGUUAACAUUAAGAUACCUAAAGGGAAGCUUACUAUCAUCGUCGGUAGACCGGGUUCAGGGAAGACGUCCCUACUCUCAGCACUUCUCUGUGAGAUGCACAACAUGGUGGGGGAGGUUAUCUGGGCCCCCGAUACAAAAGUAGCAGUAGCUGCUCAGCAACCCGUCAUAUUCGGUGGAACAGUAAAAGAGAACGUGUUAUUUGGAAAGGUGUACGAUGUGGAACGUUACCUGAAGAUAAUCACUCUCUGUAACCUCAAGGAACACACUCUCAAUUAUCGAUAUUUCCAGAUCCAGGAGAGUAAGAGCAACAGCUACCACCCCAUCUCCCUGGCACGAGCCCUGUACUCCUCCUCCCCGGUACUUAUCCUGGACAACCCCCUGGCUGGGCUGGAUACCCAGUCACGUGAACAGUUCUUCUUUGAGAGCGUGGUCUUGUUUGCGGCUGAGGAAAACAGGACUGUUGUCAUGACUACUGAUAAUCCUGAGCUCGUGGAACAUGCACAUCAGGUUAUUCUGUUGGACCAAGGUAAAGUAAUGUACGACGGGUCUCCAGCAGAACUGAACAGAGACUGUGACUCCUUCCUAGACCUGCUAGCUUCUCACAAUAAAACAUUACCUCCUCCCCUUCCUGUUAGGAGAAGGCUUGAAAAAGGCAGAGUUACUGAGCCAGCGGAUGAGAUUAAUAUCAAGAGUAUUCCCAAUACCACAUACAAGGAGUGGAUUCAGAGUUGUAACACAGUGAAACUAACAAUGCUGUUGAUAUCUCUCUUCUUCACCACCUUCCUCAACGCUAUCACCUACUGGUUACUUCUCCGGUGGAUUGCCAGUUACACCCCAACUUCCGUCGUACUGGUUCCUGAGAAUGAGAAUAUUGCUUACAUUACUAAUGAUGUCACUCCUAGUUCCAACACAAGCUCUGCUAGUCCAGGGGAAGCGGUCCAGUUCUUUAUCGCAGGUGGAGGUUUGUCUGCUGGUGGAGAUAAUAACGGUAAUACUAGUGAACGUAGCAGUGGGGUCCGCUUGUUACACACAACUACACGAUAUGUUACACUCGGUAGCCACCAUGUCACUUUACCACUACAACAAGACUUCCCUUCCUUCUGUUCUCGGCAGGUUUACAGUGGAUUUGGAGCUGAUAGGUCGUCCUCUGAUGGAUUGCCUGGCAGCUGUCCUGUUUCUAGCUCUACAGAUAUUAGGGGCACUCAUUGUACAGGUGAUAGUCAGCCCGGGAGCAAUAGUGGUGAUAUUCCCCAUGAGUCUGGUGACAGUACUGUGUUACGUGUUCUACAAGCCGUGUUGCCGUGUUAUUAGAAUACUUCACGCUGAUUACAAGCAGAAUAUUUACCGUCACAUUUGUGAGACUGUCAGUUGUCUGACCCUGAUAAGAGGAUACGGAGAGCAGGAUGAGUACAUCUCUCUACUGGCUAAUCAGACUAAAAACUUAUACUGCAUUAACAUUGUGUGGGCAGGUAUACAGAGAUGGUUAUCUCUCUACCAAGAUACCUGUGUAAAUAUCAUCGUUAUGGGAUCCUUUAUAGCUACUACUUUCGUAUCAGACAAGAUAAGAAUGGAGCUGUUAGCACUAGCCCUCCUCCUCCUCCUCCUAUCCACACAACACUCCCGACUCCUCUGGAACCUUCUCGACUCCUGCGACGUUAUCCUGACCUCUAUAGACAACUGCGCGAGUCUGGCGUACCACUCCCCGCGCGAGGUGGACAACCCCAGGUUCAAACCUCCUGCGCUGUGGCCUCCUAAGGGAGGGCUGCUUUUCCAGGACGUCUUCGCUAGCAUGUCCGUCGAUCAGGAGCCGCAACUGAGGAAUAUUACGUUUAGCGUGAAACCUGGGACUAAGAUUGGAGUAGGAAGCUCUCAGAAUGGUGGCAAGAACUUCAUAGUACCCCUCAUUUUUAGGAGCCUGCAUGUGCAUAACGGUGACAUAAAGAUAGACGACUGGGACACGCAGUCACUCUCUCUGGAGGAUCUGAGGAAAUCUAUUGGAUUUGUUCCUACUGAUCCGCCUGUUUUCAAGGGAUCAGUCAGAUACAAUUUGGAUCCGAUAGAAAAGUUUACAGAUGAAGAGAUAUGGGCAGCACUUGAGACUGUAUCUUUGAAAGAUUACAUUACAGAACUUCCUGGUGGAUUACAAUCUGAUGACGUGUACAGUUUUGACCGGGAAUCUAGAAGACUACUCUCCCUAGCCAUGAUGAUUCUUAACCACUUUAACAUAAUUGUUGUCGAGGAACCUAAAGUUAUCUCAAAUACUGAGCUUCUCAACGCUUUCACUAAGGUGCUCGACGAAGACCUGUCCAAGACAACUAGAAUAGUAAUAGGACAGAGAUCAGACACCCUCCUCUCCUGUGACACAGUUCUCCUCCUGAACCAGGGCAGAAUAGCGUCACUGGGCACUAAGGCUGAGUUGGAGGAGGGCGGCUGCCCGCAUUAUGGGACUUUGAGGCGGGCCUCAAGACUUGUCAGCUCUUCUUGAGGAAGCACUUUUAGACUUGUUUGCCCUUCUUGAAUCUUGAAGGACUUUUAUUUUUAAUAGAGGACCUACCUACAGACACGGAAAAUGUACAUCAGUUCCUAAAAUUAGCAUACAUUAACAGUAACACUUAUUUAACGUAUGAGAGCCUUUUAUGCACUCAGGCUUACAUUUUUCUUUUAGCCAUUUGAAAAUUAUCUAGGAAUAUUUAUUAUGCAUCUAUCAGCAAUCUUUUGAUUUUACCAAGUAAUCGCAAACGUUUUAUCAUCAUAAUAUUUCAUGAUUUAUUGACAAGUUUUUAGCUUCAAAUAAUCUUUUUACGGUUUAUACAAACUACCAAUAAUUUUGUAAUGUUUUAAUAUAAAGCAGUAUGUUACAUUAUAACCGGAAUCAAUCUAUUUAUCAUGUUCACAUGUGAUAAAAUCUUA
Bolinopsis microptera is the source of this 4803-nucleotide messenger RNA. Its product is annotated as ATP-binding cassette sub-family C member 9-like. Gene Ontology annotation, biological process: transmembrane transport. The coding region runs from base 70 to 3204 and encodes 1044 amino acids. The transcript is spliced from 31 exons. NCBI's taxonomy places the organism in Eukaryota, Metazoa, Ctenophora, Tentaculata, Lobata, Bolinopsidae. Gene Ontology annotation, cellular component: membrane. The record is from RefSeq and is a predicted model, not a curated record. Gene Ontology annotation, molecular function: ATP binding; ATP hydrolysis activity; ABC-type transporter activity.